This is a messenger RNA of Amoebophrya sp. A120, 5764 nucleotides long. Lineage: Eukaryota; Dinophyceae; Syndiniales; Amoebophryaceae. The record is from the annotation of a GenBank genome assembly.
GCCUUCUUCACACACACAAAAUCAAAGAGCAAUGUUAGUUUAUAUGUAGCUCCUCCCACAGAAGAUUUUAUGUAGAACUGGUUUUUUGUAUAAUGCAGAAGCGGAUGCUCUAGCUCUUGUUGCUCUUGCCCCGUAUGGUUCACUAAGAAAUCCAAGAACUACUCGAACUUGCGGCGGAUAGUUUGUGGCCGAAUCCAUCUCCCGAACCAGAUUGAGAUUGCGGCAAUUACCGUGCUCGUUCCUUCGCAUCUUCGUUUAUUUCGCGUGCUGCCCGCGGACAAGAACAAGUUAUAAAAGUUCAAAAUUGACCACGAUGCCGGCCCUAACGGGAGACCACAGCCGGGCUUCCACGAAGUCCGCGCCCAGUCGCCCCCCCAGACACGACGAACCCUACAAUGCGAGCAAAAGGAAUUCGGUCAAGAGCACGGGAUAUGCACCGCAAAAGUAUCGUACUAGUAUAAAUCGCAAUACAAAUUGGCUCAGGAUUACAAAUGAAAUUUGCAAUGCGGAUUUAGCUAACCAACUAGAUUUGUAAUGCAUGACGACUGCAAAGAUUAGUACGAGUGCGAUACUUUUGCAGUGCAUACGGGAAGCACCAAGUCAAAAGAGGACAAGACGGUCGACGCGCAGAUGGCUCUUAUGACAGUGCACAACUCGCCCUCUCCCUUUUUUGCAGGUAUAGCAUGAACGGCAGUACAAGCAUCAGCAUGACAGAUUUGGACUUGAGUGCAGUCCUAUUUGGGCUACCAGAACUUGUCAUGCAAACAGUGCCAAGGGGCAAGGGGUGGAUUGGGUACUUUGCAUGGCAAAUGAGGGGUAGGGGGAGUUGUGCACUGUCAUAUCUCUCAUAGAGGACCAAGAAAUCAUCGACGACUUGCUGGAUCUUGGUACAAUUUAUUUGCUGGAUUAAACGAAAAACAGCCUGUAAGAGUUUUCCUGUCGGGCUGACGCGCUGCGGCUGCAUGGGAAAUCAACUAUUAUUUGUCAUCACUCUCCUUCAGCUAUGAAUCUGUAAUGCUAUAUACGCAUGUGAACAUCAAGGUUUUACCAAGCGGGAGAUCGGAAAAAUGGACUUAAAUCGGCGGGCCGUGCUGCACCCAAAAGGGUCGGACGGGAGUUGGGGCCGCCCCGAUCCUGCCGCGGUGCGGAAGAGUGCGCGCGCUUUGAUACAAUGGUUCGACCGAGACGUCCAGUGGGAAGAAGGCGAGCAUAUGGACAUGCAACGAAUGAGUACAAUUUUGGAUUUUCAUAAUUGUGGUUUAUGCAUCUACUUCACAAAGCUGCUUCCUCCAUUUGCUUUUUGCAUUCCCAUUCCAUAUCCAUACUCUUUCUUGAUGCAUCAUCUUCACAAAGCUUGCAGCAGUUGCACACGACCUUGAUAAAAAAACACUAUCAGCCUUCACCCUGUUCGAGACGGUCGCACGGCACGGCCUCCGCCUGCGCGCUCUACGAAUUGCAAAAAUGUCCGGGUCUGGAAGAUUACAACUUGUCAUGGUAAAUCUGAAGCAUGCAAAAAUCUGUGUUGCAUGAGUGCCAACAGCUGUCCACUUUUGACCAAGUUGGAACGGAGUUUCCGAUGCAGAAUAGGCGUGGCAGACGCAGAGACCUCGCAGAGUCUGUCAUGCUAAGUCCGGCAUUCCAGACCUCAUGGGUCAUGGAAAAUCUGCAUGACAAGUCUACACUCUUCCAGACCCACACACUUCUGCACUUGAUACGCUCUGCGCGACGUCGACUUGAUGCGCGUCCUGGACACGAAUAAGAUCCACAUGGAAACUAUGCAGUGCAAAUAUGUCUGGAUCUGGAAGGUUGCAACUUGUCAUGUUAAGUCUGGAUUGUAAAAAAAUCUGUGUUGCAUGGUUGCCACAGAAAUCUGUCCACUUUUGACCAAUUUCUUUGCGAGGAAGUUUCUCAUGCGGGCCAGGCAUGAGAAAGAUCUCACAGAAUCUGUCAUGGCACGCCAGACCUCAUGGGUCAUGGAAAACCUGCAUGACAGAUCUCACAUUCUUCCAGACCCAGACAUAUUUGCAUUUGAUAGAAACCACCAGCGGGGUCAAGAUCCUCGAUGACAGUCGAAUCGUCAUGAAGCGAAAAUCGAGGAAAGAAGAGGAGGAAAGGGAGAACAUUUUAGUUUCCAUCGACGCCUUCGUGUCCAUGGUGCCAAGUUUGCUCGAAAGAGACGCGCUGAAGCAAAUGUUCCAAGACCAGGACAAGGAAGCCCCACCGAGCGAAGAGAUCAUGACGAGGGUCUUUCGCGAGUUCGCAAGCAAAAAACUGCAUCGUAUUUUUUUGAAUUUGAUACGAGUUCUUCUUCUUUCUCGCAUACAGUUUCGUUCUCAACAAUGAAGAAACUCCUGCUUCUUUUGUUCUAUCUUCAACAAAUGUCGUUCACUGGUGGGUCGUGCACCACGUCGCACUAGCACAGUUAAUACGAGCAUCAUGAAAAGAAAGAAAUCCAAAUCCUACAACAAUUCUCCACUCCGAAAUAAAGGUCCGGGCGACAAGGGCACGGCGGACCCGGAGCGGCCGGCUUGUUUGUCGGAGCCAACGGUGGUGGAGAUUUUCGAGUUCUUCGAGGUCUAUAUGACAACGAAAGACGUGACGUAUCUCUUCCAGCAGAUCGACAAGGACCGGUCGGGAACGAUCGAAGAAAACGAAUGGAAGGAGUUUUUCAAAAAAGCCUCCCACCGGGAGAGGCUGAAAAAGCGGGCGUGUUUGCAGGACGCGUAUCUGCGAACGUUGUUUGAAGAAUUCGACGUCGCAGCGAGGGGGUUUUUGACCAUGGAUGACCUGAUGAACAUCGUAUAGUUUUAUUGCUUCGUUGUAUUGCGAUAUUCGCAUGACACGCUUUGCCUGCGUAUUGUUAUCCCGCAUGAGAAAUUUUAUUGCCAAUGAUCUGAAAUUACUUUCAGAUUCGUUUCAUCAACCUGCGGAUGUCGGAGAACGUCGCAGAGUAUCCCGUGCAAAAGUUAAGCAUACUCGUAUUAAAUGCAAUCACGCAUGACAAAUCUCCUUCCUUACCUGAAGCAGCAUGACAAAUUUCAUUGCGAUUGGUAGUGCUAGCGGUUUUGCGAAGAUAUUACUUUUGCAAUGCAUACAGAGAAGCUGUUUUUCCAGAUCGACGAUAACCACAACAACCGCAUUGAACUCGACGAAUUCAUGGGUUUUUUUCAAGCAGUCCAAAGCCAAGACGACAUGAAGCAGAAAAUACAACAGUACAAUAAGUUUUUUUCAAGAUGUGCAUCUUCGUGACAACUUUGAUGGAAUAAUAACCCCCCCCCCGCCGCCCCCAGAGGUAGCGCCGUCGUGUCUGCAUUAUUACAUACGAGAAAACUGAACACAGAAUUCUGCUGCAUGAAAAAAAAAACAGGAUGUCGACCAAAAAGGAACGAUCCCAGUGGUGCCAACUCGCUAUUGGCCUCGCGGCACUGAUCGCCUUCAUUGUCUGCAUUAUUGUGGAGCUGGUGCCGUUGGCGAUAGUAACCGGUUCGAUGGUCGGAAUCUUCGUGCUGAAUUUUAUCGGCUGGAAGAACGUGGUAGAUUUUACUAUUUUGCUGAGUUUUGGUCGGUUUAAUAUCUUCUGGCAAAGGGUGAGGCAGAUUCUCUUCUAGAAAGGUCUCCUUUGCAGCUGCCUUCGUGCCCAUUUUUUAUUUCGUGGCGUGGUCGUAUCCGUAUCGUGCGCAUUAUCCGUGCAACUACUACACCGCGAAAAAUAAAUAUCAGGAGCGAUUUGGCGGUUGCCUGCAGCGCAACACCUGCGUCUUCACCGUGAAACGGCUUCGCUACGUCACCGUGUCCUGGGGUAUUCUGUUUCUCGUGUUCGUGAUCUGGCACCAGUUUGACCAAGCGGAAAUCGACGGGGACCACACGCGACAGGGCGAAAAAGCCGUGAUUCCAAAGGGUUUUAUCACCUUUUAUCCUGAGUAAAAACGUACCCACACCAGAGUCAGGAUGGGGAUUUUGCAACACAAACCUAGGAGCUUUGUGAGUCAUGCAUGACAAGUUGCACUAUGCAGUGUAGUGCAGGUUAGCAAGUGCAGCCGCGUCACAGAUUCAUCUGCUCAUCCUGUUCACAGCAUCACAAAUUCCAAAACACGAUUGGAAAUGGCUCUCAUGGAGAUGCGCAUUACAAGUCUUCCUCUCUUUGCAAAUCUGCAUUACAACUCUGGUGUGGGUACGUUUUUACUCAGGAUACCUUUGGCUGGGUGUUCCUCGUCAUUCUCCUCGCUUAUCAAAUGCAAAAAUGUCUGGGUCUGGAAGUUUGCAACUUGUAAUGCUGUUUUUGAAUUCCGAAAAAAUCUGUAUUGCAUGACCAGCAACAGGAGUCCAAUUUGUGUUACGCAGAGAGGGCAUUUCUCAUGCGAAAUAGGCAUCAGGAGGGUCUCUAAAAGCCUGUGAUGCUACGGCUUGCAUCACAGACGUCAUCGGUCAUGGAAAAUAUGCAUGACAAAUCUAGAAAUCUUCCAGACCCAGACAUUUUUGCAAUUCAUAUCGCUUUGAACGUACUGAUUUACAUUGAAUCCAACUUCAAAAUGGCGUCGCGCGUGCAGAAGUUCGUUGCGGAGUCUCCGAGGGCACGGCAAGCAGCGGCGAUCCGAGGAAAACUCAUUAGCUUGGGGACAUGUACUUAUUACUAUAAAGUUGCUCUCGUUCUGUAUGUUUAUGUUUUUCAUCUUUUUCAUCAUGGUUCUUGUUGCGAGAAUGAUGGUCAACAUUGUUCCGAAUCAGUAGCUGAUCGUUCAUCUGCUCUUGCUCUAGAAACAUCAGACUGCAAAUGUUUUUCCUGUAGCGAACUACUUGUUGUCACGACGUCGACCGAAGAAAUUAGUGUGUCCAAAUGAAUGAAGACAACAAGUGCCACUGCCAUCUUCUAACCACUACCACAGAUCCUAUCGGUGCGGCCUCUCCCAAGCAGUCCUCCUCCCCCCGGCGCAGCCCGCGAAGACAUCGCAAAAACUCCUUCUCCCGGGACCGGGCGAACGCUUACGCUGCUGCCGCGAUUCCGCCAGACUACGGGGACAGCAGUUUUGGCGCGAAUAGUUUCGGCGCGAGUCGGACCAGCGGCUUUGGUGGAGGAGGCAGUAAACUGAGCCAGGUGCGAGUCGACUACGAGCCCGACACGACGACCACGAGAUGGCAGAAUUCCCCCACAAAGGGCACGCGGCCGAUCGUGAGCCGGGAGGGCGGGGACCGCAACAAGGGUAUCGACCGGGCCAGCUCGGCGAAAAUCGAACCCUUCCGCCCGCUCUCGGAACAGGGGGCGCGGGGGCAGAUAGCCGGUAUGAAAAAGGGCGACCAGGUGACGGGGAUGGGGAUUCUGAAAAAGGGUCUGGACGAGUGAAAGUAGUGAAGUUGAUUUUUACAAUUUUCGCACGGUCGAGGUCGUGGAGGACUUCGAAACCAGUCGGCUCCAUGUGACAUCAACAUCGAGAAUAUUAAUUAAUUCAGACAUUUCCAUCACUGGUGAAUCGGAUAAAAAUUUUGAUUCGUCCUGUUAGCAGAACUAAGCGGCUAGCACUUUGUAUUUGGAAAAGAAGACAAAUCUCUGCCUCACUAUGAGGGCGCGUUGGUUGUGUGAAUGGCCAUGAAAACGAAAGGCACUUCAGUACUUAUCAGGCGAGGUCGCGUCCUCAACAGAGCGACGCUACGAGCGCAAUUAAACUGCAUUUCGAGAAUACAGGCCCCGAAAGACGAAAAAGCUGUGCAUAAAAGCAGUGCUUUUUUUCGAAUUUACAGAGUGAAACUUGAUGUACUGCAAAAUCCCUGG